GAGAGUGAGCACGAUGAGGGUGGCGUGAUUUAGCAACAUGCCGAAUAGCUGCCAUGCUGGUCGGCGAUAGCUUCGGUGCUGUCGCAAAAAGAAAUCAAGCGACAUUCCUGUCCGUUGACGAUGAAGACCACAGAAGACCUCAGAAGAUUUUCGCUUUCACCUCAGAACCUGAAAGCACUGGGAAAAGGCUGUUGCACAUUAGCUAGUUUUCGUUUUCAGUCCACCCUGAGCAGAUUUCCUUUCCAGAGGGGUCGGCGAGAAUAUGUAUCGUUCUUGCCUGCUGCUAGCUUUGGCUGGCCUUUUCCUGUCCGCCUUACUGGGUACUGAUGGCAGAUACUUGGGAAAUAGCAAGAACAACGACCCUGUGCGAAUCAGCGUUAGGUCCAGUAGCGACGAUGCAGGAGAGUCUCUAGACUCCGCGGAAUCUGCAUCAGACGAAGACAGUGAUUCCUCAGCCGACAGUACUAGCAAUGCCAAUCAAGGAGCCAACUGCGUUAACUGUGUUCAAAAUGAAGGUGGCGGUGGACAAACAGGCGGGGGCACAGCGGAUGCCUGUGGUCCAGUCCAAAGCUGCGAAUCAGUUCCAGUGUUCACGUCCACGUUGGCGGUAACAGUAUUCAACAAUGUGGUGGUGGCGGGCCUAAUCGACAAUCAGCCCCAAACAGGAAGCAUUGCGGACACCUUCUCGCAGACACUGAACGAAUUGCAGUCAAGUGGUGUUUCGGAAUGCUCCGCCUGUACCAACAAUGGCAGAUCUUUCUUCUGCACCUACAACUUUCUGACAGGGCCUACCAGAGAAAUGACAUUGCAACUGGAUGUGGAAGAUGUAAACGCCCAGCAACUCGCUGUUAACCGAAUCAUCUUCCAAACUGUGGAGAUCCCAGUGUACGGUCGAUUCCGCGUUACCUACACCAACCCAAUGUUGCGCGCUGACAGAAAAGCGUUCCUGUCCGAACCUGACUCGAUCGAAGUGAGGCUGCCAGGAUCCAAUAUCUUCAUUCCGUUCAGUCAAACAAUGGGUCCGCUUCGGACGGAGUGCACAGUCACAAGACAAUGCGGUUCUAGUUUCGACCCCAACGCUGUCAUCACUACACCGCCACAACUUUUCCCAGAAGGCGUUUCACCACCAAGCGAUGACGACCUCCGAUCAAGCCAAGCACUGAUUUCGGGAACAACGCUGAGUGGCCUGGCUUGUCCAAAUCUAUGAACAAUCCGACGGCCAAUAAUUGCACACAUUGGAAAAGGCGAGUUACCUUUCGCACGUUAGCGACACCGUGCUCCUAUAAUACCCCUGUCCCUCAGACUCAUAUCCCUGUCCUGCACACUUAUAUCCCUGUCCUGCACCGAAUACAGCAAUACAACCAUUAUAGCUAUACAUGUAGCCAAUUACAGCUACACUGCAGCUGCUUCUCUCACGUUCUGCUUGUUCAGUGUUUCCUUCUAUCCCAACCCAUGGCGGCCAUCAUGUAUGUGCACCGAAAUAUUUUCGCUGACGCAGCCUCCCAGCUCUUGAAAGGUGCACUGUACCUGAAAAUUCUGGCUCCCAGCCUCGUUUUCAAGUCUGGAAAAUAACGUUAGUAGCACACAGAAAAGUAAAAUCAGUGCUUUCUAUAUCUCAAACUAUCUUUCCAAUACGUGUAUCUCUAUCUGCAGUACAUAAUCAUGUAUGCUUUCUACCCCACGAGAUUUUCCCAUAAUUUUUUUUACUUUCUCCGGUUUGACGGUAAUAACUAGCCUAUCAUGGUGACUAUUAUAGCUGUUAUCUAAAUCAGUGAAAUAGCUAUCUGUCCAUGUAUGUACAUGGAAUCUUGUU
Messenger RNA from Sycon ciliatum, 1813 nucleotides. RefSeq lists its product as uncharacterized. Lineage: Eukaryota; Metazoa; Porifera; Calcarea; Leucosolenida; Sycettidae. The transcript is spliced from 2 exons. The coding region runs from base 263 to 1207 and encodes 314 amino acids. The record is from RefSeq and is a predicted model, not a curated record.